Molecule: messenger RNA, 10493 nt
Organism: Calliphora vicina (urban bluebottle blowfly)
Lineage: Eukaryota; Metazoa; Arthropoda; Insecta; Diptera; Calliphoridae
Gene: enok
Product: enoki mushroom
Exons: 6
Coding region: 213-8621 (2802 amino acids)
Biological process (GO): nucleosome assembly; negative regulation of DNA-templated transcription; positive regulation of transcription by RNA polymerase II
Cellular component (GO): nucleosome; chromatin; MOZ/MORF histone acetyltransferase complex
Molecular function (GO): DNA binding; histone acetyltransferase activity; transcription coregulator activity
Source: RefSeq, a predicted model, not a curated record
CAACAUUGUGUCUUGUAAACACAGUUUGGAGAAAAAGUUAUUGUGUUUUUUAUUGUUACGAAUCUUUUAAAAUAAGACUAAUUCAAUGUAAAUUCAAACAAAACAUUUACAAAUUUCAAAAAAGAAGCAAAAAUAUAAUUAAUUUUUCAUAAGGAAAACAAUGUACGUGUAGAGAGUAUUGUAUAAAUUCAUAAGUAUAUAUAUUGUGCAAAAUGUUCGACUCCACCCAAGAAAUAAGUUUGGAUGUGUGGCAAAAAUGGAUUUUGGAAGCCAUUUCCAAAAUUCGUUCCCAGAAGCAGAGGCCCAGUGUUCAGCGUAUUUGUCAGGCAAUUGGUACACAUCAUAAAUUCCACGAAGACAUUGUGGCCGAAAAGCUGGAACAAAUUGUGGAAACUGGCGCCGUCAUUAAAGUUUACAACAAGGGAUUGCAUUCGUAUAAGGCUCCAAUGGCGAAGCGCGUAAUUAGCAUUGAGAAAAAUACCAACUUGUGCAAGAUAGUGGCCAGAGCCGUACACGAUCUGGGCGAAUGUGAAGGAUCCAGCUUAAAAAGUAUUGAAAACUACAUACAAAAAUUCAAUAAUAUUGAACUUGUUGAUGACGCAGACUACAAAACGAUCAUCAAACAGUCGAUUAAAAAGGCCGUAGAGGCUGGUUUUCUCAUACAGGAGGGUAAACUAUACAAAAAAGGUCGUUCAUUGACGACACCAAGAAACUCAAAUGCAUCGGCCGACAUACCCGUACAAAUUGGCAACGACACAUGCAAACACUGUUCGGGAAAUGCUCAGAAAAAUCUGAACGGCAUUCCUGAACCAUUGAGUUCAUGCAAACAAUGUGGUAUUUCGCUGCACACUACGUGCGCCAAUAUAGCUGCGAAAUGCAAAACACAGUCAUUUGUAUUGCUUUAUAUGCUGGUGACCAAGGGUAGCUCAUGGUAUUGUGAGAAUUGUGUCAAGUGUAGCGCAUGUGGCAAGGGCAACAAAGGUCCGUGUCUUUUGCAAUGCUUUGUCUGUCAGAAGAAUUUCCACUUGAAUUGUUUGGAUACGAUACCUGACAAGAAACCCAAACAUCCAUACAGAUGCAGUACUUGCUUGAAACUGAAUACGGACGUUUUCCGAUUGGUUAAGGGCAAAGAUGCUCAAAAAAAGAUGGUGUUGACUAAAAGUCGUGCAUCGGCAACCGCUAAGCAACAAGUAACCAAUUCUUCGCCUUCGUCAAAAUUAAACUUGAGUAAUACGUCGAAUACUACACCCAAUAGCUCCCCGGAAAAGGGAUGGUCUGUCGUCAGAAGUAAGGGAGGCACUAAAGCGACACCCAUCAAAGUGGAACCGAAUGUAUUCGAAGCGGUCGCAACUUCAACGGCAGCAGCAAUGGCUAAAGCCAGAGCUCAAGCUAAUGCAGAGGAAACAUUCAAACAACAGUUGAGCGCUUACCAGGAAACAUCCCUGAAAAAUCUCAAAAGUCGCAAAAGAACUCUAUCGAAUUUAUCAUCGUCGAGCUCUUCCAGUGACAGUGACGAUGAACAGAAUAACGAAGGUGAUGACCAGGAUAAUGACGAUACUUCGUCCUCAGAUUCUUGUUCCUCAACUAGCAGCAGUGGCUCGGAUUCGUCCGAAAGUAGUAGCGACAGCUCCGAUUGUGAUGACAAUGAUGAUGAUAAUGACGACGAUGACUACGAUUCGGAAAAUAGCGAAUCAAAAUCAAAUGUCAUGUUGGCGCAAAUUUACAAGAAGCAAAAAUGUGAAGGUUUAUUGAGUGCUGGGUCGAUCGGCAAGCAUUUAAAUUUAGUGCAGCCCCAGAAGGAGGAGGAAUGGGGUUUUGCUGCUGUCGCUAAAAGUCAUCCUGAUAUUUUCGCCAAUAGCAGCAACAGCAAUACUGGAAAUAGUAGUAGCGAUAUUGUGAAAAGUUUAAAAUCGGUAAAACGAAAAAUUACCGAACAUUUUACUUUGAUGACGAAAGAUCAAGAACAAGAUCAACAGCAACCACAACCACUAACACCAACCCCAACACAACAACCACAACAUAAUCAAACAGAACAACAACAGCAACAACAAUUGCUACAGAAACCUUCUUUGAUCCAUCAAACGUCAUGUGGGAAUCCGCAGGCAAUUUUUCCUCAGAAUGAUUCGAAAUUAAAUACAGACAAAAUUAAGAAUAAAUCAACUACGCCCAGUCCGACUCAAACUCAGGCUGUUCAGAAACCUACCAUGAUGAUAAAAUACAAGUCGAAACCAACGACAGAUGUCAGUUUGGCAAAAAAAGUCGAAGCUGCGGUUGUACAAAAGAAAGCAGUUUUGUUAAAGUCGAUGCCAUUGGAAAAGAAGCCGAUUCAUAAAUCGGCCGAUGAAGAUGAGGAGGAUGCCAUACCGUAUCUAUCGCAAAAAAAUGUUAUCAAAUAUAAAAUGUUGGAAGACAUCGACAAAGCAAAAAAUCCAGAGAAAAUAGAGGAAGCGCCCAAAGAGCCCGAAGAAAAACAUCCCUGGGAGGUGAAGGCAGAUGAAAACCCCUUUGAUUCACAACCACUACCAAAUGGUGUGUCACAAGCCGACUACGAUGUCUACAAGGUGAUUAGGGAAAGAGCACGCAAAGCAAUUACUGGUGCUAUGGAAAGUCCCAGCAAACUGAUCACAAAGCCAGCGUUUAUUAGUUCAAAUGCCGAACGUUGCCCCGGUUCAAUCGAAAUAGGAAAAUGGCAUAUAGAGACCUGGUAUUCGAGCCCCUUUCCACAAGAAUACGCCAGACUGGCCAAGUUAUAUUUAUGCGAAUUUUGCUUAAAGUAUACAAAAAGCCGAUCAGUGCUUGAUCGACAUCAAAAUAAGUGCUCGUGGAAGCAGCCACCCGGAACAGAGAUAUAUCGACAUCAAGACCUUUCAGUAUUCGAGGUUGAUGGGAAUAUCAAUAAAAUCUAUUGUCAAAACUUGUGCCUCUUAGCCAAGCUCUUUUUGGACCAUAAAACACUCUACUAUGACGUAGAGCCUUUUCUUUUUUACGUCCUCACUAAAAACGAUAAUAAAGGUUGUCAUCUAGUUGGUUAUUUUUCGAAGGAGAAACACUGUGCCCAAAAGUACAAUGUGUCGUGCAUUCUAACAAUGCCUCAAUUCCAGAGGCAGGGAUUUGGUCGCUUUCUCAUUGAUUUCAGUUAUCUUUUGAGCCGCGAAGAAGGCCAGCUGGGCACACCCGAAAAACCUCUGUCGGAUUUGGGCCGACUCUCGUAUUUCUCAUACUGGAAAUCAAUUCUCUUGGAGUACAUGUACGACCAUAGAAAUGAUCAAAAGAUUACGUUCAACGAAAUUGCUCUUGAAACUGGCCUAACUGUUGUGGACAUCGCUCUGGCCUUAGAGUUGUUGGACUUUAUAAAAUUGCGCAAAAACGAGCAUGACAUUCGCUAUCAAAUUAACAUAAAAGUUGACUGGCAAAAGGUAACUGAGCACCAUAAUAGGCUUGAAAGAAAAAAUAAUCGCAUUCAAAUCGAACCGGAAAGACUACGAUGGAGUCCACUGUUGACGUACGUUAAAAACAACCAUUCGUUGGACCAGUCAGGCAGACAAAGCCUCUCGCCAAGAAAAAAUGUUUUGAAAAUUGAAGAAUCGCCGAAUAUACCGAAAAUAAACAGCCAAAGGCCACAAAAGCUGCCAACAUCGUCGCCGUCAGCAGCAAUAUCAUCUGCAACAAAAACAAUUAAAAAAAUAUCUUGCGGUAAUCCAAAGAUAAAUGAUGAUGAACGCAGCAGCAUUGUUCCGAAAACAGAAAAUGUCUCUACUAUCGCUAAGAAUGACCAGGUUGUUGAAAUUGUUCAAAAUUGCACGAAUUCGGAAAAUUUGUUUCAAGACAACAACAAGGAAAGCGAAUACAUGAACAAGCGCAAAAGAACCGACAGCCCUUGCCAAAUAGAAGCAGAAAAUGAAACAAAAGUGGAGAAUGUAGAAAAGUUACAGAACGCUACUACUAAUACGAACAACUUGGACGAUCAACAUGAUAUGGAAAUAUGCUCACCAGUUGAAGAAAUACAGACCAAGCAGGAACAGGAACAGGAUCAGGAUCUGCAACAAAGUAAUCAUAAAAAUGAGGACGAUCCGAUCGUGAAAGCUGAACAAGCUGAGGCUGCUAAAUGCGGCUCAAAUCGCUCCCAACGCUUAGCUAAUCGCAAACAAGGCACCGUCUUACCGCCACUUAAAAGAAAACACGAGGAAGUAUCCGAAUCUAAAACUGAUUCAAAUAUAGAGGCUACCGCAUUCACCACCGGUAAUGAAACUAUUGAAGAACCUGUUUUGGAAAAAACUCCAACUAGCAAUGAAAAUACUGCCGCAAAAGAUGUAGAAGAUCCAUCUAAAAUAAAUAUAAAUACACCAGAUGCAGAACAAGAGAAAAUAGCACCAACAUCUGCCAAAACUGUGGAAUCAAAAAAUGACAAGCGUGUGCCGAAUUUGUUUCCCAAAUUGAGAGCAAAAAAUUCGGGAAAAAUAAAUGAGGAAAUUACAAAUGAUGCCGAAAUAGAAUCGCCGCAGCAAAAGCCAAAAGAUGAUGUACCAGCUGAGGCUGCAAACAAAAUUGAGGAAAUAGUGGAAACAACAAAUGAAAGCUUUAAAAAAUCGGCUAUCAAAGUUGAGUACAAUCCUCCUUCAACUGGCUUCAAUACGUCUCCGUCUCCAUCUAGUUCAGUUAUAAAAUCAACAGAAAAUGAUGAAAAAGUUCUAGAGGCUGUUGCAAAGAAAACUAAAAAAUCUCUUUUCAAUGAAACCCAAAGCCAGGUUAAACCUGAGAUAGAAACAACACACGUCAUCAACGUUCCCAAACAACCGGACAUUGCAGCGCUAGAGCAGAAAGAUAAUACUAAACAAAUGGAAGAUAAAGAUCUGGAUAAAUUAGGGACAAAAAUUCAAGCUCCGACUAAACAAAAUGUCGAAAAUGUUUUCAUCGAAAAUUCUGAAUCAACCAAAAUCAAUCAACAUGUGACAAAUUGUAAUGUAUCAGUCAUUAACGAAUCCAAGUUGGCAGUGGAAAAUCGCGAAACACCUAGUGCUGCCAUCGUAGAAGCUACCGAAGAGAUGAAACCUACAUCGUCUACCGAAGAGCCCAAGCAGGAACCAAAAAAGGAAUCUGAAGUUCUAAAAACCGAACAAUUUUCACCACUUGGUAAAAGUCCCCAUCAAAGUGAAACAGCAAUAGCAAUCGCUCAAGAGCCUGUAACAGCUAAGCCUUUCAAUGAAGCUGAAAUUUCAAUUCCUCCCGAAGGCGACAUAAAAGUUGCAAAAAACUCAAUAUUGGAACAGACAAGGCAAACUGAGACAAAGCCGCAGGAGACCAUACUGGCAAAUAACCCGUUACCAACCAUUGUCAAACCAGAAAUAUCUCAAGUGCAGCAAAACACAGAUCAAAUACAACCUAAAAAAGAGCAGCCCACAUUAAAAAGUCCACCAAAAGCAGCUCCGCCUAUAAACAUACCAGACACAAAACCUGUUUUAGUUCCAGCACAAUUGCCUCAGUCUGUAUUGCAAUCUACAGAACAGCACAUUCAAAUACCUCAUCAGCUGCCAUUACCGGCACAGGCACAUCAGUCACAUCCAACUGUAUUGCACACAUCCAGUGGUGGUAUUUUGAAGACGUCUGCAGACAAGUUCAAAUGUAAAUCUGAAAGAAUGUCCUCGGAACAUGUCACCGCCAACAUAAUAAACAGUGAAAGAUCAGCGACGCACGAAAAACACCUUAAAUCGUCAAACAAAUCCAAGGACAAGAUGGACCCAAAAAUUUCCUCGGAAUCCAAAAGUAAGUCCUUGCACACUGGACGCGAAAAACCAGACCUACAAAACAAGUUAGUUGCCCAAAGUCAAGGCGUAAAGCCUUUGCAUGGCCCCAUACAAAUUAAGGAAGAAGAUAGAAUGUUGCAAGCUUCAGUAUCUUCUUCGACAGCGCCAGCAGUCCACGAUAAAUUGCAUUUCAAGCCCACAGCAGAACACAACUUGAACACAAUCGAUUUAAAUAAAAUAGCGCCACAAUUUCCUUUAAAUCAGUUGUCCAAUUAUCACACAUCUCAGUAUUGGCAGUGGGACUACUAUGGUUACAAUCUGUCACAUUUGGAUGCUACUGCACAGAAAAAUCAAAACAAAUUCCACAAGGAUUUAGCCACAUCAAUGGCCUACAAUAACUUCACACAAAAUCUAUACCAAUCGGCAAAUUUGGCCAUGCAACAUGUCCACCAACAACACAUGCAACAGCAACAACAGCAGCAACAACAACACCAUCCCAAGGACAAACUGAAGGCCGAACGUAAAACAAGCCCUCUUAAAAAAGAAGAGGCCAUCAAAAAUCAUACUCACACAUCCAGUGUCAACGAAAUGAUGCGCGAAGAAAAUCCGGCUUGCAGUUAUAACAACAACAAUCAACUUCUAUACGCUAAUGCCCAGAAGAAUAGGCCAAUAACACAAUCCGAUCAUCAUCAUAUACGUUCCACAAUCAACACUCAUCAGAGUUCCACAAACAAAUACCACAAUGCGCAACAGCAACAGCAAGGCUCGGCAAGCCUGUUGGCGGCUCAGCAACUGCACCAGCAACAGCAGCAACAAGCAACUUGUCAGAAAGCUAAAGUCGAACAGAAUAUCAAUCAGUCAGCCACGGCUCCACCAUCGACAAAUCCUAAUGAGGACAUUAAAAUUAAAUCAACAAGUUCAUCUGUUAUGAGCAAUAAUUCGCAACAGCAGUCUACCAAUGCGGCUACUGUCAGUCCUGAAAUCCCUUCCCCAAUGGUAUACAGUAGCAACAACACUAACAACAACGAAAAUGUAGGCACUAAUAGUAACAAUGCGAGCGCCGCCUCCAACAGCAGCAACAACACAAAUGCCAACAACUCUAGCAACAACAGCAACAACGGCCCGAAUGCAAUGCAUCAUUAUGAAUGUAAUCUUAAUGUGCCAAUGGGUAUGGAUUCUCCAGCCAGCAUCGCCAGCGAUAUAACACAGAAUUCCUCAGAAGUAUCGGGUAGUGGAGUUCACAUGCAACAGACACAACAAUUCUCUAAUUGUUCAAUGCAAAAUCAAGGAACCAACACACCUAUGCACAUGUCCAUACAUACACCACAACAUAUUCAGCAACAACAACAGCAGCAGCAACAACAGCAGCAGCAGCAGCAACAACAACAGCAACAAAAUAAUAUGAGUAUUAACAAUCAAAAUCUCAAUAAUUUGGGACAUAAUCAACAGCAACAACAACAGCAGCAGCAACAACAACAGCAUAAUACACAACAAAAUCGUAAAAUAAAUCAGAAUGAAAAUCCAACAUCAUCUGGCUCCAGUGCUGUCCAGAGGUCAACUACACCAAAACUAAUGCGAAACGCAAAUACAUCAACCUCGAAUGCGCACAGACAAUCUAAGCAGCAACAGCAGCAGCAACAACAACAACAGCAGCAGCAGCAAGCUUUAAACAAUGGUCUUACUCAACAACAGCAACAGCAGCAGCAACAAGCAUUAGGUAACCACACCAAUCAGAACAGUUCGGAACAAACGCAGCACCAAGAACAAUUGCAUAACAUUCAGUUUAGCCAAUUAAAUGCACAUGCCCAUCAUCAAAACAUGCAGGGCUCCGACAACAUAUACAUUUCUCACCUGGGACAAAAUUACGCCGGCAACUCUUCGAACUAUAAUGAAAUCGCUAACAUGCCCGCUGUUAUACAACAACGGAUGUCACUAAACAGCGCAAUCAAUUCACAUACAGGAUCAUCAGUACGUGUCGAACAGUCGUCACCUUCUUGUGCCGUCAAUAACUUUUAUUUACAAAACAACUUGACUGCAAACGAUUCGUUGAACAAUGCAGCUAGGGUGCCUAUUUCUAUACCAUCGGGUGGCUCUUCAACAGCCAGUUCGUCCAACGAACAUACAUUAAAUCAGCAACAACAACAACAGCAGCAGCAGCAACAACAGCAGCAGCAACAACAACAGCAACAGCAGCAACAACAAACCAGAUCGGAAUCGUUACCAAGUGCACAGGCUGGAUCGCCAGCUGUUGUUGGUAACUUAAGCAGCCUCUCUAGAUUGCAACAAUUAACGAAUGGUUUGGAUAUACCACCAUGCAAUACAUCGCCUAUAGGCCAGGUCGACAUGACCUCGCCACCGCAACACGGUUUGGCCAAUAAUUCGAUGACUCCGCCACCACAUUUGAUUGUACCACAAAAUAGAAAUCCGAAUACAUCGCCCAACAUGCUGCAAUCUCAAAUGGCAUCGUUGCAGUACAAGUACUAUUCGAGCAACAUGAAUAUAGCACCCAUUACUACAACUCCGCAGAGUAUCAGCCGAUCUGUACGCAACACUGCAUCGGCACCCAUUCAGCACAUUUCCUCUUCGCCCUCCACCUCUUCACCCAAUAGUAGCCGACCCGCUAACGUACACAUUACACCGAAUUUAAUGGCACCCUACAGCGCCAUCAACAGCUAUCGUAUGUCUGCCCAACAGGGCCCUUCGUCCGGCUAUUCAACCGGUGGCGAAUAUCCAAACACCCAAAUACCAAUGCAAAUGGGUGUCAUGAAUAUGCAAUCUCAAUAUCAAGAUGCAUGCGCCAUACAAAGAGCUGCGCAACAGAAUUCAAUGUACUCUACCUACUCCCCAUAUAUAUCUUUGAAUGCCCCCAUGAGAAGAUAAGUGAAAAAGAAGAACAAGUUAAAAUAUUGAAUAUUUUAGCUUGCUUGCACACACAACAAAAAACUUUAAUAAUAAUAACAUUUACAUUAACACAACGUCCCUUCUUUUUUCAUGCAUUCACUCUCUCUCUCAUGAAUAUUUUCGUAUGUACUUUAGAAUAAAGAUGAGCGAUAUUUCCAUACCUGAGAUUUAAUCACUGUGAUUGAAAAAUCACUGGUAACAACAGUUACUGAAUAUAGGAAGUAACAGGUACAUUUAAGUCGUUCUUUCACAUUUUUCAACAUACUGUUAAAUGUCGUUCUGUUAUAUUAUUCAACAUUCACUGGUAACGUUUUUAAAAAAUCACUGGUAACAAAUGGAAAAAGUAACAGGUACUUUUAAUGCCGUUCUUUUACGUAUUUCAACAAACUGUCGUUCUUUUAUAUUUUUCAACAUUCGUUGGUAACAACAGUUACUGCAUAUUUUUAGGCGCAUAAUUUUAUAUAUCUCCAAAAUAAUGUACACAAUAAAAUGUUAGUAACAUAUGAAAACUACUUGAGAUAUUGAAACUAAAUUUUCAAAUUUGAAUUACAAUGACUCUAGAAAUAUAUUUUAUGAAAAAAAAAAAAUAUUUUUAGAUAAAUAAAUUUUAAAAAAUACAUAUAAGUUUUUGGUUAACAUAAGAACAGAUUUAUUAAUGAAAAUUAUACAUAAUGUAUUCUUCUUAACAUAAUUGUUAUUUUGCUUAACAUAGACAAAACGUGAUCACAGUUACUGUUUAAAAGAACAGCGAUUUAUAAAUCAUGUUCACUGAGAACGACGUUCUUCAAAAAUCACGGGAUCGCUCAUCUCUACUUUAGAAUACAUACACUGUGGGGCAAAAAUUACUGAAUGCUUGUAAUGUUUUUAUGAAAUUGUCAAUCUAUUUUGUUCACAUUUCAGAAUUUUAAAACAGUUUUCAAUUUUAUAAAUCAUUAAGUGUACUCGUCGAUUACAAAUAUAUGUUUAUGCGAAUAUUUAAAUAUACACACUGUUCUUCAUUUGAAUGCAUAAUUUUAAUAAUCUUUGGAUGAAAUUUUUAAGUGCUUCAUUAUUGACAUUAUUUAAUCGAAUUUAGGAAGUCAUUUAGAAGAAAUUGUAAUGUACUAUUGCUUUAGAAGUCAUGUAAAUUACAUUCACUUUGAACUAUUUCCAAAUUUUAUUGAAUAACAUUUAAUUUUUUUUUUUUAAGUUUCAAACAUUUUCCGAAAAUGUAUUCAUUAUAUUAGCAAUUUUCAAAAGAAUUAAAAACAUUGUCUCAUUUUUGCACCACCAUAAGUUGCAUACGAUUGAGAGUAAUAAAUAUUACACACCACCAAUUGAUGUUUCAUGGCUAAAAGCAUGGAAAUGAGGUUAAGGCAAAACACACUAAAAUCUUUUUACAGUUUAUUUGUAUUUUUAAUUUUUUUUACCUUAUUUUUGAUCCAAAAGGGGCAACUUAAUUUUUGUUCCACUCAACACUAGGGUGUUGGUUACAAGAAAUUUGUUCAACUGCUUUGUAUGUACAUAUCUAUACCUACAGCUGACACUUAGGCCGAACUGUAACAAACCAAUCCAGCCGCUCAAACAAUAUAAAAUAGAAUUUUAUGGAGAAGCGGUGGAGUAUAUGCAAAGAGGAAUAUAUGGAGAAUUUAAAAAUAUUACAACUAUAAAUUAUAUUAGAAAUUACUGGCAUUCGUAACAUUUCUUAUUAGCAUGUAUUCACUAUCACACAAACACACACACAUAAUUAUUCUUACUAAACUUUUAUUCACUUGAUGUCCUUAAAAGGAAAUUAUUAAUAAAGUUUUAUCAACAAAAAAAAUAAAAACAAAAUAAUAAUAAAAGUAAUAGAUAUUGUAUGUGUCAAUAUAA